AUGACUGCCCCUGAGAAAUCAAGAAUACGUAAGAUAGCUGUGGGUCUUCCAGGAAACCCAGGGUUGCCAGGUGUUAAAGGCCCCAGAGGGCCUUCUGGACCUGUUGGUAUUCCUGGACCUACAGGCGACAUGGGUGACCCAGGACCUCAAGGACCACCAGGCACCCCUUUUACCUGUGACGCUCAGAAAGGAAAUCCGGGUCUUCCAGGAUUCCCAGGCAUCAAUGGAGAGGCAGGAAUUCCAGGCCCUCGUGGUCUACCAGGACCACCCGGCAACUCGUUUGGACCAGGUUUACCGGGCCCUGCAGGGUUUCCAGGUCUUCAGGGCCCGAGAGGAGAGAAGGGUCUAAAAGGAAGGGAUGAAUGCCCACAACCAAUAGUUGGUCCUCCAGGGAAUCCGGGAAUGGAAGGUCCACCAGGUUUCCCCGGAGCUAAAGGCCGCUCAGGAGAUGAGGGGGAAUGUCGCUGCUGUCUGGAUAAGGAAAGAACUCCAGGAAAACCAGGUGAUCCAGGAAUGCCUGGGGAUCCUGGAAUUUCUGGAAGAAAGGGAGAAUGGGGAGACCGUGGACUCCCAGGAUUUCCUGGAUUGUCGGGACUUGGUGGACGAUCGGGAUUGCAAGGGCCUGACGGUGUGAAGGGCCAGAAAGGAGAAUUCACUCAACGUGGAUGGAAAGGAGAGAACGGAGAUCAGGGUGAUCUUGGAGCUGUUGGUGUGAGAGGAACACCAGGUCAGCCUGGUCAACAUGGAAAUCCCGGAAUGAUGGGCGACCCUGGAAUCCGUGGUGAAGCUAUGUUUGGAUCUCCAGGAAACAAGGGUUUACUUGGUUUUCCGGGGCCUCCAGGUUUCCCAGGACCACGUGGACCUCCAGGAGUGGGCAUUCGUGGUUCAGAAGGUCAACCAGGUCCUAUGGGAGAUGUUGGCUUUCCAGGACAUCCAGGACAUAACGGCAUUAAAGGGAUACCUGGCAGACGAGGGCAGAAUGGUUUAGAUGGGCAUAAAGGUGUCAAAGGCGAUCCCGGCCUGACAAUGCAUCCUGGAGCACCAGGUUCCCAAGGAUGCGUUGGUGACCCAGGUCCUCCUGGAUCUCCUGGAUCUUCUGAAAAUGGAGCUCCAGGCCUUCAAGGACUUCAAGGUGUUCAAGGAGAAGCGGGUCUUCCUGGUGAUCCAGGUGAUGGCCUUCCAGGGCCUCCUGGACAAGCUGGAAGAGACGGUUUAUUCGGUGCAAGAGGAGAGCCUGGAAGUCCUGGAUCUCGAGGAGGACAAGGAAACAAUGGAGUCCCUGGAUUGCCAGGACUUAAAGGAUUGCAAGGCAAGAGAGGCCUGGCAGGAGUGUUGGGGGAUCCUGGUUUUCCAGGUGACCAGGUGAAUGGAGAUCCAGGUCCACCUGGGCCUCCAGGACGUCCAGGUUUACGUGGCCCCCAAGGUGAAGGCUUAUUUGAGGUAUUCCAGGAAUGUCUGGCAAUCCAGGAUUCCCAGGCCCAGUUGGCCAACAAGGUGAAUCCGGUCCUGAGGGAACGAGGGGAAGACCCGGCACUCGUGGUUCUGCAGGCAGCGUUGGCAGCCAAGGUAUUUCGGGGUUUGCAGGAGUACCAGGUCCUCAGGGACUUCCAGGCCUUCCUGGACAACAUGGUCCAAAUGGGGAUGAUGGAACGACAGGCUCUGAUGGAGAGAAAGGAGUUCCUGGAAUGA
This is a messenger RNA of Amblyraja radiata (thorny skate), 1689 nucleotides long. RefSeq names its product collagen alpha-1(IV) chain-like. Gene Ontology annotation, cellular component: extracellular matrix. The record is from RefSeq and is a predicted model, not a curated record. The transcript has 15 exons. The coding region runs from base 1 to 1689 and encodes 562 amino acids. NCBI's taxonomy places the organism in Eukaryota, Metazoa, Chordata, Chondrichthyes, Rajiformes, Rajidae.